Mercenaria mercenaria is the source of this 2841-nucleotide messenger RNA. RefSeq lists its product as uncharacterized. Gene Ontology annotation, biological process: DNA catabolic process. Gene Ontology annotation, molecular function: nucleic acid binding; 3'-5'-DNA exonuclease activity. Lineage: Eukaryota; Metazoa; Mollusca; Bivalvia; Venerida; Veneridae. The transcript has 4 exons. Gene Ontology annotation, cellular component: cytoplasm. The annotation marks the transcript as partial. The record is from RefSeq and is a predicted model, not a curated record.
AUGAUUAAGGCUGAACUUUUGGAGAUUGUCAGACGGAACAAGCCUCGUCCAAAGUACAUCGUUGAUGAGCUUGCAAUGGAAGCUGGUCACAAGGUCCUUCGUUUGCCCCCACGCCAUUGUGAGUUAAAUCCGAUUGAGCUGGUAUGGGCCAAAAUGAAAGGUCAUGUGGCCAGGCAGAACUCCUCUUUCAAACUUAAAGAUACCAUGGCCCUCUUUCAGGAAUCCCGCGCCCUUAUAACGUCCGCUUACUGGAACAGAUGUGAGGACCAUGUUAUUUUAAAGAUUGAAAAGGAGUUGUGGCGCACUGACGGUGUGCAAGAGGACGAGGUUGCGCCUGUUGUCAUUCCCCUUGGUGAAGCGGACGACAGUGACAGUGACAGUGAUGGAGAACUCAGUGAAGACGAAGAAGGACUGGACGACACUGACUGUCAAACGAAUGGCGACAACAUCUUUUCAGAUGGAAUGAACAGCAUGGCUAGUGAGGAAGAGAGUCAGGAUGAGGAGUUGGAUGAUGUCACAAUUGUGUGCGGAAAAUGUAAGUCUAGAGAGCCAGGUGUGUAUGAGAACGGGGAUAUAGAGUGGGUUAUGUGUGAUGCAUGCGAUGUAUGGUAUCAUUCUAUGUAUCACAGUGGGACUGGUCAUGAGCAGAUCAAGAACUUCAUGGCUGUAUUGGAGAUCGAGGUCUUGCAUCACAAGACAAUGAAGGUUCGUGAAAGUGAGGUUGAACCGCAUGUAUUGUCUGUAGUGAAGCAAUCAUGUGAUGCUGCUUUAAGGGAAGAAGCACAGUUGCUGGCAGAGAAACCACGAUCUAGUGAAGCUGACAAUUUUGGCGAUAGUGAUUUGCCCAUGAUGCUUGUGGAUGGCUCUGACAGUACACUGAGGUCCAGUGAUGUUUCACAUAGACAGCAAGUAGACUCUGCCACGGUGCAUGGAGAAUUCAAGUAUGACAUGGGAUGGCAGAAAAGGGGAUCAGGCCGAAGUUAUGAUAGCAAAUCAGGAGUAGGAACAAUGAUAGGGAAUAGAACAGGAAAAAUAUGUGCUUAUGGUGUUAGGAGUAAAACAUGUCGAAAAUGUUCGUAUCACUUAAGUAAAGGUUGCACUCCACCUGAACAUUCUUGCAGUAAAAACUGGGAUGGAAGCUCAAAAGCUAUGGAACCAGAAGUUGCGGUACAAAAUGUUACAGAUAUUGAAAGUCGUGGUGUUAAAGUAGGAGUAAUGAUUAUGGAUGACGAUUGUACUACUAUGGCAAAAAUGAAACAAACGGUCCCUCACCCAGUUACAAAGUGGUCAGACCUAAACCAUACAAGAAACCAUUUAGGAAAUAGCCUGUAUAACCUGCAAAAGAAACACAAAUGUCUAAGUCCAAAGGUGAUUCAGUUUCUUAAAAAAUGUUUCAGCUAUGCUGUCGCCCAAAACAAGGAUAAUGCAAAAGGACUUGAGAAAUCACUGCAACAGAUCGUUCCUCAUAUAUUUGGAGAACAUACUGAUUGCGAAAGUUGGUGUGGUUAUUUAAACAACCCUGAUACAUACAAGCAUAACUCCUUGCCCUAUGGUUGUGAUUUGAGUGGUGAUGAAUUGCGCAAAGAUCUCACAGCAGUGUUUAAAGUGUUCAUUAAGAAUUCAUCAAAAAUUGCACCAGGGGGAUCAACUAAAGAUUUAGAAUCAUUCAAUAAUAUGGUUGCAACUAAGGCACGCUGUCAUUAUUCAGCAUCUAAAAGUUUGUCCAAUAGAUUAAACUGUGCAGUGGCACAGAAAAACAUCGGUCAUAGUUAUAUAACUAAAGUGAAUAAGGCAAUUGGGGUCUCACCUGGUUACAUUGCUUCCAGAUACGCAAAGUUGAAAGAAAUGAAACAUCGAAGGCGGCUUCUAUUUGAAAACACAAAGGAAUAUAAAAAACAAAAAUUAAAAAAGAAACUUAAAAAUCAUUCAUCAAAUGUACAGAAGGAAUUACGAGAGGGUACAACUUACAAGCCAGCCAUUGCUACUACUGAUGUGGCUGAUAUAAGAGAAAUUCCACCAUCUCAAAUCUGCCCAGUUCAGGAGAAUAUUCCAUUAAGUGAUGAUUUCCAGAACGUGUAUUGUGAUAUUGAAACUACAUCUUUAAGGAAAGACUGUGAAAUUUUACAAAUAGCAGCAGUGUGUGGCAGUGAAAGUUUCAAUCAGUAUGUUUUACCAACCCAAACUAUAAGUCAAGGAGCAUCUACAGUGACUGGUCUGUCACAUAUUGGAAAUGUGUUGUUUUUGAAUGGAAACACGAUAGAAAAUGCUUUGCAUUUGAAAGAAGCACUUUCAGUAUUUCUUGCCUGGCUUUCUGAUAUUGGUAAAUGUGUUCUUAUUGGUCAUAACUUCAGAAAAUUUGAUUUUCCAAGGCUGAUACGAGCAUUUGACAUUUGUGACCUGCUGGCCUCCCUCAAGACCUGUGUUGUAGGGAUUAUUGACACUCUUCCAAUGUACAGAAACUUAUACCCACAACUAGAAAAACAUACCCAAGAAUUUCUUUUGAAAUAUAUUUUAAUUGAAACAUACAAUGCACAUAAUGCCAUUGCAGAUGUUGAAAGUCUGAAAAAGUUGGUGUUUGUCUCGAGUAUUUCAAAGGAUAAACUUUUUAAUCACAGUGUGACAACUGACUCGGCCAUCAGCUUAUAUACAUAUUACCUAAAAGGUGAUGCAAAUUAUUCUACAUUACUUGUUUUACAAGAGGAAAAAGUGCUUUCUAAAGAAAUUACAAUGAAAAUGGCAAGAAGUGGGCUUGUCUUUGAUCAUCUAAAAUUGGCUGUUUCAAGGUCAGGAUUUGAUGGGUUAUUUGCAUUAUUGUCUGAAAAAGUGAAUGGUAAGCCAAGG